GGGCGCUAUUUCUGUGACUGGUUCUUUAAAGUAAAGAAGAAGAUCAGAGGCAGGACCAGAUCUGAAGAAAUGAAUGGUGUCCUGGUUCAGAUCUCCUCUUGGUCAUGGCAUCCACAUUCCUUCACAGUAUUAAAUGACCUCCACAAACACAUCAGGAGAAACCACUGGGAGGAAUUCAUCACACCGCUGAAAUCAAAGAUCAUGUGAGAAUAUGGCAUCCAUAAGAAGCUCCAGUGGUGAGCAAACUUCCUCUGGGUUUCUCCAGCCUUACCCUUCUCAGAACCACAUGCAGGAAAGUGGAGGAAAGAAGAGAACUCACCGCUGCUCAGACUGCGGGAAGAGCUUUACUGCACCUAGUAAUCUCCAGAUACAUCGUCGCAUUCACACUGGAGAGAAGCCGUAUCAGUGCUCAGAGUGCGGGAAGGCUUUCGCUCAGCGAAGUUAUCUCCAAAUACACCAGCGCAUUCACACCGGAGAGAAACCAUAUGCCUGUUCAGAAUGUGGAAAGAGUUUUACCGCACAGAGCCGUCUCCGAAUACAUCAGCGCGUUCACACCGGAGAGAAACCGUAUCACUGUUCAGAGUGCGGGAAGAAAUUUGCCACACCAACUCAUUUCCGAAAUCACUGGCGCAUUCACACCGGAGAGAAACCGCAUCAGUGCUCAGAGUGCGGGAAGAGGUUUAUUGAAUUAGGCUCUCUGAAAAUACACCGGCGCGUUCACACAGGAGAGAGACCGUAUCAGUGCUCAGAAUGUGGCAAAAGAUUUACCCAACAUGGUGAUCUCCAAAAACACCAGAGCAUCCACACAGGAGAGAAACCGUAUGACUGCUCAGAGUGCGGGUCACGUUUUCAUCGUCAGAAUAAUCUCAAAAUUCACCAGCGCAUUCACACAGGAGAGAGGCCGUAUCAGUGCCCGGAUUGUGGGAAGAGAUUCGCUGCACCGAGUCACUUCCGAAACCAUUGCCGCAUUCACACCGGAGAGAAACCGCAUCAGUGCUCAGAGUGCGGGAAGAGGUUUAUUGAAUUAGGUACUCUGAAAAUACACCAGCGCGUUCACACAGGAGAGAGACCGUAUCGCUGUUCAGAGUGCGGGGACAGGUUUUCUGUACUGAGCCACCUCCAACGACACCAGCGCGUUCACACCGGAGAGAAACCAUAUUACUGCUCAGAAUGUGGGCAGAACUUUCGGCAUUUAAACACGUUAAAGACCCACAGAUGCAUUAAGACAGGGGAGAAGGAAGCUAAGAGAACUCACCACUGCUCAGAGUGCGGGAAGAGUUUCACUCGGCAGAGUGAUCUCCAGAAACACCAGCGCGUCCACACCGGAGAGAAGCCGUAUCACUGCUCAGAGUGCGGCAAGAGGUUUACGGUACAGAGUAACUUUCAGGUGCACCAGCGCAUCCACACCGGAGAGAAACCGCACUGCUGCUCCGAGUGCGGGAAGAGGUUUAUUGAAAUAAGCACUCUGAAGAAACACCAGCGCAUCCACACGGGAGAGAAGCCGUAUCUCUGCUCCGAGUGCGGGAAGAGCUUCAAUCAGCGGAGCAGCCUGCAGCGGCACCAGCGCAUUCACACCGGAGAGAGGCCGUAUCAGUGCUCAGAGUGCGGGGAGAGCUUUAACGUACAGAGCAGCCUGCAGCUGCACCAGCGCAUCCACACCGGAGAGAAACCCUAUUACUGCUCAGACUGUGGCCGGAGCUUCAGACACUCAAAAACUUUAAAAAGACACAAAUGCACUAAGAAUGAAGACUCGUGACAAUAUCGUCAAAUAACGACGUUUUCGUUAGCGGUUCUUGUGUGAGCCAUGCCGCCUGCACUCCCGGGCCAAGCCCAAAAUAUCAAAACAUUAAGCUUUUAAUGGCCUUAAUGACAAAUCAUUAAAGGAGCAAUGUGCAAGAUGACACAACCUUUUGAAUUCAUAUUCCAUGCUCCAAACCAACAGGGGGCAGCAUGUCGCAAGAAACAAGCAGUGUGUCCCAUUUCAGGGACUGGAUGCUUCACCGCCAGCAAUUGAUUUUUGAUGUUUUUUUUUUUUUGUUAAUAUUUGUAUCGUUAGCCAUUCGCCUC
Messenger RNA from Colossoma macropomum (tambaqui), 2067 nucleotides. RefSeq names its product zinc finger protein 239-like. The transcript has 4 exons. Bases 212 to 1756 code for a protein of 514 amino acids. The record is from RefSeq and is a predicted model, not a curated record. Gene Ontology annotation, cellular component: nucleus. Lineage: Eukaryota; Metazoa; Chordata; Actinopteri; Characiformes; Serrasalmidae.